GGGAAAGGGUAGGCGGCGGAGCGGCGCAUGCGCCCUCCGACUCCCCGCGGGGCGCUAUGGAAGCCGCGCGCGGCCGCAACACCUGAGGGCAGGAUGAAAGAGUGGUGGAUACAGGUGGGGCUUCUGAGUGUGCCGCUUCUGGCUGUCUACCUGCACAUCCCUCCCCCAAAACUGUCCCCAGCCCUUCACUCAUGGAGAUCGUCGGGAGGAUACUUCACCUACAAGGCCCAGAACAUCUUCUACAGAGAUUCGACGGGUGCAGUCGGCAGCUCUGACAUCGUCAUCCUCCUGCAUGGCUUCCCAACCUCCAGCUACGACUGGUACAAGAUUUGGGAAGGGCUGACUCAGCGGUUUCACAGAGUGAUCGCCCUGGAUUUUGUGGGAUUUGGCUUCAGUGACAAGCCACGGCCCCAUCGCUAUUCCAUUUUCGAGCAAGCCAGCAUUGUGGAGAGGCUGGUGGGGCACUUGGGCCUGCGAAACCACAGGAUCAACCUCCUGUCUCAUGACUAUGGGGACACGGUCGCGCAGGAGCUCCUCCACAGGUACGAACAUAAUAAAACUGGAAGCAUCUUGAUCAACAGCCUCUGUUUGUCCAAUGGAGGAAUUUUCCCAGAAACCCACUACCCCAGGUUCAUUCAGAAGCUUCUCAAGGACGGUGGCUUCCUGUCCCCCAUUCUCACCCGGCUAAUGAACUUCUUCCUGUUCUCCAGAGGGCUUGGGGCAGUCUUUGGACCAUACACACAGCCUUCGCAGGCAGAGUACUGGGACAUGUGGACAGCCAUCCGGACCAAUGAUGGAAACCUCGUCGUUGACAGUAUUUUACAGUACAUAAAUCAGCGGAAGAAGCACAGAGACCGCUGGGUUGGGGCUCUGGCCUCCACCACCGUCCCACUGCAUUUAAUCUACGGGCCCCUGGAUCCUGUGAAUCCGUAUCCAGAGUUUCUGCAGCUUUACAAGAAGGUGCUUCCUAUGUCCACGGUCUCUGUUCUCGAUGACCACAUUAGCCACUAUCCACAGCUUGAGGAUCCUACGGGCUUCCUGAACGCAUACUUGAACUUCAUUAACUCCUUCUGAGCACCAGCAAACUCUGGCUCAGGUCUGCUCUCCAUUUCUGAACCAGGCAGUGGUGGAGCAGAUGCAGACUUUGUUUCCAGAUCGGGCGCUUUAAGGCUUUUGGCUCAGGCCGCGACAUCCACGUUUACAUCUGAACCUUCUGAACGUGGGGAGGACAAGCCAGCAGGAUGGAUACUGUGUGCCUUCCUACACAUAUCCAACCCAUUUCCUAUCCUGCCAGAGCAGCUGGGCACCAGGAAGUGAGAAUGGGGUUGUAUAGGGGGGCAACAUCUCUCAAGUUGCUCCGGGAGUCUUUACCUGUCUUACCCCCAGAAGAUGCUGCAGAAAAGUAGCUCUUCAUUGAAAACCACGCACCAAAUCGCUUGUUUCCAAAUCCUAGCCACGUGUCUUUUCUCCUCCAUGCGUGCAAACUGAGCCGUUGCACAGACAAGGUUGAAAUGACUCGUCUGUGUUGUUUUAAAGUGUUACUAACCCUGAGUGUCAGGAUUUAAAAUACAUGAAAGCAAUCUAAGGGCUUAUCAACACUGAGUGUCCUUCCCUCGUUGAAGCAGCAAACCCCUCAGUCUCUAGACAGUUAAAUUGCUGCGGCUGGCAGGUCAGUGUAGACCUGCCCCAAGGCAGCACCUUGGCUUCUUGCCAUGCACCCAGUUUUGCUAAUUUUCAGUGCCAUCAGGCAGUAAUGAAGAGGCCUGCUCUAACCCAUGCUGGCCUACAAGAGGUCCGUAUGCUCUGCUUUAGCACAGUUGAAGCAUCGGCCUGAAGCACAAAGGCUCCUUCCUAGAAGCUUUAGUUUCAGCUAACUUGAAUUGCUAAUGACAACUGCAGGACUGGCAACAGCAUCACCAGCGAGUUCUUUGGGGCAGCUGCUACUUAAAAAUCACAGGUUUGCCACUUAACCCAUUUUCCUAGCAGGGGCUGGGAAAAACGACCUAGAGCUUCAUUCAUCCUGGUUAGGUAAGCAAUUCCACUUUGAUUCUGCAAACCUCACGUAAAGUGCUUCCUGUGCCAAUGAACAACUCUUAGGCCCAGCUCAUGAGGAAAAAACCCCAACAACUGGCCCUUGACAACUGCAUGAAGGACAUCAGUGUCUGUUUUUAAGAGGCAGGGCAUUUAACUAGGGAGCACCAAUGCUUUGCUUUAGGCUUAUGCGUGAGAGGGGUAAUUCAUAACCCAAUUUAACCUUAAUGGGGCAUUGAAGUCUCUAGGCUUUACCUGGUUUUGGUCCAAAAUGCAUGCUGCAUGUUGGAGGCAAGAAUUCUUGCGGGUGAUAUUUUUUAAUCGAACCAACUGCAUGGUUAGGCAACAUAGGGAGUGUGUACACAUUCAAGUCAUAAAAUCAGAGGACCAGAAGGGACCUGUAAGAUCACCGAGUCAUGGGCAGGAGGUUAUUGGGCUCAAAAUGAUCUAGGAGAAUUCUUCCAGAUUUGUUCUCUUGGUAGAAAAAAAAAAAAAAAAGUUACCCACAACCACAGGUAGACAUUCGAAUGCUGAAGCUCAGCAAGCAUGCCCUGCAGGCUCCCUUAGUCUUCCUGAUGACAGAUGGCAGCAAUGCAGAGAUUAUCUGCCCCAGACUGCCCAUGGUCAACUUGUGUUAUUAGCAUGUACAGACAUUUGUUCUCUUAAGAGAAAGGCUCCUGGAAGUGAUUUAACCCUGGGGUUGAUCCCAGGUUAUUUUUCUCCUGGAGUGGUCAUUUUCAUUCUGGGAGACAAAGCAUGAACAUGUGUAUGCUCAUGGUUUCUCCUGGGACAGUUAUGAUUUUCCCAAGGCAAACUGAAUGUCUGUAGGAGGCCUCAGGCAAGCUUGUGGGCAUCACAGUACCCUUUCCUCAGGCCUCUGGGAGAUAACACCCACAAGAAUCGCUGCCUCUCAUAGUUCCUGGACCACCAUGGCAACACCACCACCUCAACACUACCAAAAUAUUCUGUACGUUGGCCUUUUUCACAGGAACGGGGCUGGGGGAGAAAAGACCCAUUAAGUUGAUUCUAAAGCUGCCUCAAGAGCUAUCGCUUUGUGAAAUUGCUGGGAUCUCCCAAUACCCUUCAAUAACAAGAGUUUCCUGUUGAAUGAUGGGGUGUACGUUUGUUGGGCUGCUUUUCCCGUUCUGAACUGAGGUUUAUCACAAGCUCAACCGAGCUUCUGGAGUUCUCUUAACCCAGGACUGAGAAAAGCUAGAGCAACAGGCAUGGAUUAGAGAGUGUGCACUACUACUGUGGUAGUGUAGAGACUUUAUUUUACUAGGAGCAGUUUGAAUCAGGAAUCCCACAACUGUGAACUGGAAGAAUCCAUGUUUAUUUUCUGUUAUUAAAAAUCUCUUUUGACAAAA
Molecule: messenger RNA, 3398 nt
Organism: Alligator mississippiensis (American alligator)
Lineage: Eukaryota; Metazoa; Chordata; Crocodylia; Alligatoridae
Gene: MEST
Product: mesoderm specific transcript
Exons: 12
Coding region: 28-1074 (348 amino acids)
Molecular function (GO): catalytic activity
Source: RefSeq, a predicted model, not a curated record